Molecule: messenger RNA, 731 nt
Organism: Suncus etruscus (white-toothed pygmy shrew)
Lineage: Eukaryota; Metazoa; Chordata; Mammalia; Eulipotyphla; Soricidae
Gene: RPRM
Product: reprimo, TP53 dependent G2 arrest mediator homolog
Exons: 1
Coding region: 402-731 (109 amino acids)
Source: RefSeq, a predicted model, not a curated record
CCUCCCAGCAGCGCGGCGGCACUGCCAGACGGGGGCACUGUUUGCUCGUAGCAGCCUCCCUAUCGCGGUCUCCACCGCACCUCCCACGGCCCCAUCGCCCAGCCCUGCCAAGUUCUGAAAAACCCCAGUAGAGAGAGAAAGAGAGAGAAAGAAAGAGCCGCUCGGCUAGGAUCACCGCCGAGGAAAGGAGCGCACGGCACCGACCGCUCCAGCUGCAGCCGCGCGCGCGCGUCGGAAAAGCUGCGGGGCCCAAACUCCCAGGGCCCGAGGACUUUUGCACAAAAGCGUGGACGGGUGAGUGAGGAGCCCGCGAGCCCAGAGCUCACGCCCGACACCUGUUCGUGCCUCCCGCGCCACUUCCCUGCCACUCGGCCGGCCGCCCCGCGUGGCCGGCUCGCACGAUGACCCAGGCGCCGGGCAACCAGACCGAGGUGGCGAGUCUAUUGCUGGCCAACAGCAGCGAGGCGCUGGAGCGGGUCCUGCGCUGCUGCACCCAGGCCUCCGUGGUGACCGACGACGGCUUCGCCGAGGGCGGCCCGGACGAGCGCAGCCUGUACAUCAUGCGCGUGGUGCAGAUCGCCGUCAUGUGCGUGCUCUCGCUCACCGUGGUCUUCGGCAUCUUCUUCCUCGGCUGCAACCUGCUCAUCAAGUCGGAGGGCAUGAUCAACUUCUUGGUGAAGGACCGGAGACCGUCCAAAGAGGUGGAAGCGGUGGUGGUGGGGCCCUACUGA